Messenger RNA from Macrobrachium nipponense, 2112 nucleotides. RefSeq lists its product as uncharacterized. The record is from RefSeq and is a predicted model, not a curated record. Bases 1 to 2112 code for a protein of 703 amino acids. Lineage: Eukaryota; Metazoa; Arthropoda; Malacostraca; Decapoda; Palaemonidae. The transcript has 4 exons.
AUGGCUUCGUCGACGGAAGGUCUUGUAGCCCCAGCAAAAUUCACUGCUAGCCUAGGGGCCGACAACGAACGUGAAUGGAAGUCUUUUAAGCAACAGUUCGAGAUUUAUUUACUUGCUUCUGAGGAGGACAAUAAACCUGAAGAGACUAAGGUGGCCCUACUUUUAAACAUUGGAGGUGAAGAACUUCUACAGAUUUACAACUCUUUCGAAGUUUCCAGUCCCAUCAACCGAUUGAAAAUUCUUGUGAAGGACUGCAACUAUGGUAACCAACGAGACAAGCAGCUGAGGGACCAAGUGGUGUUUGGAUGUACUGAGGACAAACUUCGUCAGAAGUUAUUUGAAGUUGAAGACCUUACCCUUGAGAAGACAUUGGAUUUGUGUGUGGCCUUUCAAGCAAGCAAAAGGCAGAUGGACGUCAUCAAGUCUACUCCUCGCCAGACCAAUGACAGUGUGGCCAAAGUGAGAGAAAAGCCUAGAAGGGAGAAGACUACUGGUAGCAGACACGACGCAGACCAUGAUGGUAGGCCUAGGCAUGAAAAUAAUGAAGGUAGGCCUAAGUCCAGUAGACCCAGUAUUCCUACAAAUAAGUUGCGCCCUUGCAAAUUUUGUGGGGAAAAACAUGAAUGGCGUAAGGAAAAGUGUCCAGCUCAUGGUAAGAAAUGUACAAAAUGUGGUAAAUAUAAUCAUUAUGCUGUUAAAUGUAAAAGUAGGAAAAUAAAUUAUGUAUCAGGUAAUGACAAUGACUUUGAUGUGAGUAGUUCAGAUGAAUCUGAAUGUGAAUAUUUGUUUAAAGUGUCUAGUAAAAAGGAUAAGCUAAUUGAAGCUGAUUUUGAAGUUAAUGGUAAAAUAAUCAAAUUUCAAGUAGAUUGUGGAGCUAGCGUAAAUGUAAUUCCUCAAUAUUUAAUUCCUAAUGUCAAUUUAAAGCCUUGUGACACUACCCCAGAAGUGUGGACUUUAGACACAGUUAGACCUAAGGGAAAAAGUGCAGUUAAUUAUGAAAAUAUUUCUGCAACUAAAGAUGUACUUGAUAAAUAUGACAAUGUAUUUAAUACUGAUGUGGGUACAUUCCAAAAUGUUGUUAGAUUAACCAUUGACACAAAUGCAGAACCAGUAGUGAUUCCUAAAUGCAGAGUUCCAUUAACCUUAAAAACAGAGUGGCUCAGACUACCAUUCGGUUUAAAUGUUAGUGGUGAGAUUUUCCAAAAACAGUUACUCUUGAAUCUUGAGAAUCUUGAUGGUGUUGUAUGUAUUGCUGAUGAUGUUAUAAUUUAUGGUGUAGGUGAAACGUAUGAGGAAGCUGUUAAAGACCAUGAUAGUAAGAUAAUCAAAUUUUUGGAAAGGUGCCAGGCUAAGGGUAUAAAACUUAAUAAGUCUAAGGCCGUAUUAAGAAAAUCUGAAAUCGCUUUCUUAGGUCAUAAAAUCACAAGUAAAGGUCUCAUGCCGGACCCUAAAAAGGUGGAAGCUAUCCUGAAUAUGAAACCACCUACUGAUGUAACUGGUGUUAAAGAGUUUACAGGUAUGGUUAAUUACUUAAGUAAAUUCCUUCCUAAUUUAUCUGAGGUGUUAGAACCAAUAAGAAAAUUAACUCGUCAAAAUACCGAAUGGAAUUGGACAGAAAAACAAGAAAAAGCUUUCAUUGAGUCAAAAAGGCUAAUCACUAAUGCCCCAAUACUGCAGUACUAUGACCCAAACUUAGACCUUGUCAUACAGUGUGACGCUUCGCAAAAUGGGCUAGGUUCAGUAUUGUUACAAUGUGGUAAACCAAUUGCUUUUGCUAGCUGUGCUUUAUCAGAAACCGAAAAAAGGUACGCACAAAUUGAAAAGGAAACACUUGCUAUUGUUUUUAGUCUUAGAAAAUUUCAUGAGUAUGUCUAUGGUCGUAAAAUAAUUGUUGAGAGUGAUCACAAACCUAUUGCUAGUAUUGUUUUGAAACCCUUGUGUAAUGCUCCCAAGCGACUGCAAGGAAUGUUGCUUAACAUUCUACAGUAUGAUGUUGAAAUCAUACAUAAAAUAGGUAAGGAAAUAUAUGUGGCUGAUGCACUCUCAAGAUCUUAUUUGCCAUUAGAUAAUUAUAAAGACGUAUUUCGAUACUAUCAUGCAAACAAGAGCUAA